UGAAGUAAACUUUGUGAAAAUUUUAAACUGUGAAUUUAAAUCAAUAAAAGGUUUUUGUUAUGAUUUAAGAAGUGUUUUACAUUCUUUCUGAUAUUGAUAAGGGGUUAUAGUACUUAGAAAAUGAGUUCCUUACUGUCUGCUGAACUUUCUGCAACAUGCAAUGCACUUGGAACUUUUAAUAAAAAGACUGGAAAAUACAUGAUAGAUGACUUCACAUUAAAUACAGUUAAAGAUUUAAUAAGAUACAUGCGCAGGGAUGGUGAGGAUCACGAAAUUCGAAGGCAUUUAGGACAGACUAAAAUUCUUCAAAGUGACUUGUUACCAAUGUUAGUUGACCAUUGGGAAAACAAUGAACUUUUUGAUGUAACUCUUAGGUUAGUCGUUAACUUAACAAACCCAGCACUAUUACUAUUCAGAGAAGAAGUGCCAGUAGAAAGAACAGCUCGACACAAUUAUUUGCAAAUUCUAUCCCACCUACAGUCUUAUAAAGAAGAGGCGUUUAGUAAAGUUGAGAAUUGGCAGGUGUUCGCUAAAAAACUGACUAAAAUACUGGAAAUUGAUUGGUCUGAACGAGAUGAAGACACUGGUCUAGUAAUAGAAAGGAUAUUAAUUCUAAUAAGGAAUGUAUUACAUGUACCUGCCGAUCUGGACAAAGAGCGGAGACCAGAUAAUGAUGCUAGUAUUCAUGAUCAGGUACUCUGGGCAUUAAACCAAUCAGGAAUCCUAGACAUAAUUCUCUACAUGUCGUCAGAAAACGAGAAGCAAUACUUCAUGCAUAUAUUAGAGAUAAUCACUCACUUGCUUCGUGAGCAGAACCCAACGAGUUUAGCUGAUGCUGCGUUACAGAGAAGUGUGGAUGAGAAACUGAGGGAUGAGCAGGAAUUACUGACUAUUAGAAUGUCAGAGACGAAAGAGAGGGUUAAUAAAGUUAGGCAGUAUUCUUCGACAAGGCACUCAAGAUUUGGAGGGACCUACGUAAUACAAAACAUGAAAUCAAUAUCAGAAAAUGAGCUAAUAUGUUUGAAGCCUCUGAACAAAAUAUCUAACUUAGACUUUAACGGUAGCAAGAAAUCCAAGUUAGUGAAACCUAAAAACAGGAGGCCUGAAGAGAGUGGUGCUAUGGAGAGACGAUCGCCUUUUGCUGUUAGAUUAUUUCUCAAAGAGUUUUGCAUAGAAUUCCUAAACAGUUCUUACAACCCGCUAAUGCACUAUGUCAAAGAUGUGCUAGUUAGAGCUAAAGCCCAACAGAACGAUGAAUCUUACUUCUUGUGGGCGAUGAGGUUCUUUAUGGAGUUCAAUAGAGGACACAAGUUUGAUGUCGCUUUGGUUAGUGAAACAAUGUCAGUGCCUAUGUUUCACUAUGUCCAGCAGCAAAUGGAAAAAUAUUACGACAUGAUACGAGUUGAGAAGAAGAAAUAUCAUGCCUGGGUUCGGAGAUUGCAUUUAGCAUUGAAGUGUUAUAAGGAGUUAUUAAACACACUUCUAAAAAUGGAUAAGUGUGAUAGUGCUAAUGUGAAGGAAUCAGCAAAAGUGAUAAAAAGCAAUGUUUUCUAUGUGCUGGAGUAUCGAGAGUUCGUGCUGGCGACCAUUUUGAAUUAUGAUGAUAAUAAAAUGCCGAGAUCUUAUCUAUUGGAUUUGGUAGAAACAGUGCACUUGUUCUUGAAAAUGUUGGAGCAUUACUGCAAAAAGACUGGUCUGGUUGUUCAGAAGAAAGUUAGAAGGAAGGCUAAAAGUAAAAAACAAAAGCCCCGCCCAAAGCCCCAAGCCCCCAAACCGGAUAUCCCGCAAUGGGAAGCGGUUCGCGAGCAAAUGGCGGUAGUUCUCACUUCGCAAAUAGACAACUACCCUCCACCGUUUGACGCGGCGUCUGAUACACCGAUUGAUCAGCAGAAGGAGGAUUGUAUGAAGAAAAUACAGAAACUGAUGCGCGAACAUAAAUAUGAGGACGCUGUUGGCACAUUCCGGGCGGCGAGAGAAGUAUGGCCGGAAGAAGGUAUUUUUGGUGUGGAAGGAAUUCAAGAACACGAAGAGUUAGAUAUGCUAGAAACUAUCUAUAACACUGACUUGGGAGUUGAAAUUACAGAAAAUGUUGAAGAUGACAAUCAAGAAGAUAAUUCAGAAUAUGACGAAGAAGAUGAAGAAGAAGAAGAUAGAACGACUUCGGUGGUAGAAACUGAAUUUGAUUUCCAAGACUUCGUGCAAAGAUUCUGCCAUCCCCGCGUAGUAAGCGCAUGUGCAUCACUAUUAGAGAAAUACGACAAAAACACUCCAUACACAAACCAUUGUAUUGUGAAAAUGCUGCACCGAAUUGCAUGGGAUUGUAAACGACCGGCCAUGAUGUUCCAGGCGUCCAUGUUUCUGACCUUCCAGAAGAUUCUGGGAAAUCGAAUUGCGCAUUUUAAGGAACUCGAAAAAUUCGCCAUCUACGUAAUAAGGAAAUUCACAGAGAUAGCCAGUAAGAGUCCAAAAGCGUUCAUAGAACUAUUGUUUUGGACCAACUCUAAAGAUGCGAUCGACGUUGAGUGUGGAUACGACCUUUAUACUGAUUCUAGGGAUAAACCAGGCAAGAAUACUUGGUCAGAAGAACAAGAGGAUGAAUUACGGAAUCUAUAUAUGGAGAAUCAGAGCAAUCCACAGACAGAUCAGGACGUAAUAGACUGGAUCCUAGACAAUCUAAUAGACCAGACUCGAACCCGACGCAACGUGAUAGCCAAACUAAAAGACCUGGGGCUUAUAUUCAAAGCACCAACCAAGAAGAGUAAUAAGGAGAGAAGAAUACAGAAAGAGUUUAGUGAGGAAGAAGAUACCUUGUUGGAAGAAUUGUGGACGCAGUAUAAGGAUUCAGAAGAUCCAAUGGCGCUUAUAAUGCCCAGAAUGCCGAAAAAACGACAAAAACGCAGUUUCAUAGACCGUUUGUUAGAACUCGGCUUGAUUCAAGACAAAAAGGAGUGCCGUAAGAAGAGACAGAGAAAGGAAAAGAGCGGCCCUCAAGAUGACACAGACUCCGAAUCCAAAGAAUCGAAUUCAGAAAGAGACAUCUCAAGAAGUCCAUCACCAGUUAGAAUAAAACCAAAGAAGAAAGAACCCAGAAAGAAAGAAGAGAGGAAAAGAAAUAACAAGAGAGUUGAUAUGAGUGCGAAAGAGAUAGCAAGAGUUAUGGUACAGGCUGUUGAUAAUGGUCAAACAGAAGCCCUAACCUGGCUAGCGGAAAACCUCGAAGAGGUAGCCCUAGACCAAGAAGCCGAGGGCUAUGACCCUACUUCUGAAGGCACUCCCUUAGUACCUAUAUCCAAAGAUUCCAUAGACGCUAUGGAAGAUAAAAUGUUCCAGAAGGUUCUUAAAGCUGUCGGAGUUAUGCCACCUAGUGAUGAACAGGAGACAUACUGGCGCAUACCAGCUGACUUACACCACGAAACAAUAAGGAAGCGUCGAGAAAUCAUUCUUAAAGCUAUCAACAAAGAACUCAUAGUUGACACAAAUAUAUCUGAUAAUGAAACAAAUAACAUUAAUACAGAUAUGGCUAAUGAUUCUGAUUCUAAUGAUAAUCAAAAUGAUGAAAACUCUAAUAAUGACCAUGAAAGAAAUAAUGAUAUUAUUAUAGAUAUGGCUAAUGAUUCUGAUUCUAAUGAUAAUAGACAGAUUGAAAAUAAUGAUAUACAAAGAGUUCAGAAAAGUUCACUUUUCGAUACUUUGUUAAAUAAUGAUGAUAGUGAUAGUGAUGAUGAUGAAAAUACAACAAACAAAAUAAAUAAUGAUAGUGAUGAUGACGGUGAUAAAAAUAAAACAAAUAAUGAUGUAUUUGAUAAAAAUAAUACAAGAAACAGUCGUAAAAGAGUUCGUAGCGUAGAAACAGAGGAACAAGUGAACAAAUUAGCGAGAAUAGACGAAGAUGAUGAAGAUAUAUUGUCGUUUGCUAAGAAAACACUCAAUCAAGAGAUUUUACCAGACACAGAGGAUAUUUUAAGUGCGUUACCACGACGUAAUGAUGAUAGCAGUGAUGAAGACGCGCCAAUAAAUAUACCGAAACGGAAAAAACGUCUUGUAGUUAGCGACGAUGAAUCUGACUAAAUAUUUGAUUAAUUUUACUUUUUGACUAAAAAUCAUCAUCAUACAUACAUACAUACAUUACAUUAUUAUUACAUCAUCCUUUUAAAAUGUGAAAAAAGUAAUUAAAACUUACUAAGCUGGUCUUGUGUAUUAAAAUUGUGAAUGUUAUUUAAAUUGACGUUUUGAUAAUACUGUUGCUAAUAAAUAUUAUAAUAGUAA
This is a messenger RNA of Colias croceus (clouded yellow), 4266 nucleotides long. RefSeq names its product protein timeless homolog (gene timeout). Gene Ontology annotation, molecular function: DNA binding. NCBI's taxonomy places the organism in Eukaryota, Metazoa, Arthropoda, Insecta, Lepidoptera, Pieridae. Bases 121 to 4068 code for a protein of 1315 amino acids. Gene Ontology annotation, biological process: DNA repair; replication fork arrest; DNA replication checkpoint signaling. The record is from RefSeq and is a predicted model, not a curated record. The transcript is spliced from 23 exons. Gene Ontology annotation, cellular component: replication fork protection complex.